AUGAGCGGCACAAUCGACACUCCUCCCCAGGACUACCCCCCAGAAAUCACCGGAUAUGCCGAGCCCUGGAUCGCCAGUCCCGGAGACGACGUCGCCAUCAAGGUGUCCUGCACGGAGCCCGAAUACUCGUACCGCACCGUGCGGGUGGUCCAGGGCGUGCAGGAAGAGCACUCGCCCGUGAAACACCUGGAAGCAAUCACGCAAAUCCCCACGGGCGUGGCGCCGGGACGGUUUCAAUACGCCCGCCCGGGCUCGUAUGCCAUCGUCAAGCGGCUGAGUCUGCCGUCGGCCGUGGACGGCGUGGAGGUGGCACUCUAUUUUCAAGCCCAUCUGCCCUCCAAGGCGGGUCACAAGCAGGCCAUCAUUUCGAACCUGAAUGCCGAGACGAAGACCGGCCUCGCGGUGCUGAUCAACGAGACUGGCCUUGUUGAGGCCUGGAUCGGGACGGAAGCCAGUGUGGAAACUGUCCACACGGGAUUCAGCCCAGCACGACGACGCUGGAUCAAGCUGCUUAUCGUGAUCAAGGGAGCCGAAUGCACCAUUACGCUUGAGCCGGUGGUGUAUAUCAUGGAGAAGGCCCCUCCUGCGGCGACAAUACAGACCACGUUCGCGGCUCCAGUCGUCGCCGCCUCCACGCCAUUUUCCGACGACCUCCUGUUUGCCGCGACCUACGCGGACAGCCCAACCUCUGUCUUCCCCCGGGCGACACACUUUUUCAACGGCCGCAUCGACAGCCCGACGAUUUCCAUCCUCAAAGGCGCCGCCAAGCAAGUCAUCGCGAGAUACGACUUCUCCCGCAACAUCUCGGAAGACAGCAUCCUCGACGUCUCAGGCAACAACUUCCACGGCAUCCUGGUCAACGCGCCCACGCGCGCCGUCACCGGCCACGACUGGAACGGAGGCGAGUCGGACUGGACCAAAGCGAAGUACGGGUAUGGCGCGAUCCACUUCCACGAAGACGACCUCGAUGACGCGCUGUGGGAGACCGACUUCACCAUCAAGAUCCCGCCGGACGCGCGGUCAGGCAUCUAUUCGGUGGAAGUCAUCUCGACCAACGGCAAGACCUCUGACAUGAUCACUUUCAUCGUCCGCUCGACGCCGCAAACGACGGCGGCCACCGGUGCCAAGGUGGCGCUGGUGCUUUCGACGUUCACAUACCUCGCGUACGCCAACGAGCAGAUUUCGGAUCCGAACCGCUCGAGCUCGAUCGACGCCGGACCAGGCUUCGACCAUUCAGCCAUCCGACGGACAGAAGACUUCAACCGUCUCACGCGGCGUCGCGACGUGGGCUUGUCGAACUACGACGUCCACAACGACGACUCCGGCACGGUCUUCUCGUCUGCGAAGCGGCCGAUUUUGAACCUCAGGCCGGGAUACGUCAUGUGGGCGUUUGAACGGCCUCGCGAGCUCAGCGCCGAUUCCAUGAUGAUUGGGUUCCUGGAACGGCAGAAGAUCCCGUACGAUAUUGUGACGGACCAUGACCUGCAUUUCCACGGGGCUGCGGCGUUGGCUCCCUACCACACCGUCAUCACCGGGUCUCACCCCGAAUACCCCACGGUGGAAUCGUACAAUGCGUACGAAAACUUUGCCCGUCGAGGCGGUAACAUUAUGUAUCUCGGCGGCAACGGCUUCUAUUGGGUUUCUGCCCUGGACACCGCUCGGCCCUGGCGCCUGGAGGUCCGCCGCGGAGAUCAGGGCGUCCGCACGUAUACCUUGCCCGGUCCUGAGAGGAUCAUGAGUCUCAAUGGAACCCAGGGAGGGUUGUGGAAGAGCCGUGGCCGAUCUUCGCAUGGGCUUUUUGGCAUAUCCUUCUGCGCCGAGGGAGUCGGUCCUGGUGUCCCGUUCAAACGCACCGAGAAGAGCUUCGCCCCCGACUUCGAAUGGAUGUUCAAGGACAUCUCUCCCGAGGAGCUCAUUGGCGAGUUUGGCCUCGGGGGCGGGGCCAGCGGCGACGAAAUCGACUCGUUCGACCUCGCGUGCGGCAGUCCCACGAACGGGGUCGUCGUCGCCACCAGCACGGGCCACCCGGACGCGUUCGGCAUCGUGCCGGAAAUCACCAUGUUCCCGAUCACCAAGACGUUGGGCACGCAGACGGACGAGAUCCGCUCCGACAUUGUCUACUACGAGACGCACGCGGGCGGUGCUGUGUUCUCGGUCGGCAGCAUCAACUGGUACUGCUCGCUAGGCUGGGACGACUACCAGAACAACGUGGCGAAGCUGACAGAGAAUGUCAUUCGAGAGUUCUUGUCCAGAGCAGAGAGCGAGGGGGAGAAGGAGGUGGUCGUUAGCUCGUGA
Messenger RNA from Fonsecaea erecta, 2295 nucleotides. RefSeq lists its product as hypothetical. The record is from RefSeq and is a predicted model, not a curated record. Lineage: Eukaryota; Fungi; Ascomycota; Eurotiomycetes; Chaetothyriales; Herpotrichiellaceae. The coding region runs from base 1 to 2295 and encodes 764 amino acids. The transcript has a single exon.